GUAGUUAGCGUCUCCCCGUAUGUCAACAGGAGAUGAACAACAACCAGCGGCGUUUUGCUGUUAACCGGUCAAAAGGCUGAUGUGUCGCCGGCCACUUUAACUGACCAGCUGAAGGAGUUGGGAGUAGAACCAGCUGGUAAGAAAGACAAGAUAUUUUAUCCAGACAAACAGGAGCAAGGGGACUUGUAGGACAGCAGUAGCAGCAGUCCUGAGGUGCACCAUGCUGAUGGUGAAAUAAACCCCACUGAUGGAAACCCAGAGGAAGAGCUCUGAGGAUGACUGCGGUGGACAGCGAGGCCUCCUCCACACCUGGAAGGGCUACUCCUACAGUGUCACCCCAGAAAGGCUGCUCCUCCCGCGGCCUGUCCUUCAGGUUGCUCUGGGCACACGGCACAGCGUUCUGCUGGUUGAAGGUGGACAGGUGUACAGUUUGGGGGUGUUGCCAUGGAAACAGAGUCAAGCAUCAGAAACGACUACACCAACCCUGGAGACUGCGCUCAGUGGGCAGAGGGUGGUUGCUGUUGCAGCUGGAAGCUUCCACAGUGGAGCUGUGACAGAAGACGGGGGCGUUCACAUGUGGGGGGACAACGGUGCAGGACAGUGCGGCCUGUCGGGGCUAAGCACCGUCCCCAACCCGACUCCGGUGGCUCUGGUGGACUCUGACACCGGUGCUGCUCAGACGGUGCCGGUGCUGGAGCUGGCUUGUGGAGAGAAGAAUACUCUGGCGCUGUCUGUCCUGAGGGAGGUGUGGGCGUGGGGCAGCGGUUGCCAGCUUGGCCUAAACACCACCGUCUUUCCUGUGUGGAAACCACAGAAAGUUGAGCUUCUGAAAGGGAGGUAUGUCUUACAAGUGGCCUGUGGGGCUUCGCAUAGUCUGGCUCUGGUGCGCUGCCUUGGUCCUCAGGAUGUCCACCGGCCCCCUGUGGACAAAUGCCGCCAGUGUAAUCAGCUGCUCUACACCAUGACGGACAAAGAGGACCAUGUGAUUAUUUCUGACAGCCACUACUGCCCACUCGGCGUGGAGAUGACUGAAGAUGAAGGGAAGCUGGAGGCCCCUGCUCCCACCCAAGGGCUCAAAACAUCUCCAUCUGAGCCAGUCCUCCCCUCCCACAUCGCCUCCACCUCAGAUUCCGCUUCCUCCGCUCCUGCCGCAAACACUGAUAACACUUCUGACCCCUCCAACAAUCAGAAUUCAGAGGAAGAAGGGGCACGUUUGGCUAAUGGAGGGCAGCUGGGCUCGACUCAGUCCAGAGGUGGCGUUCCUGGGGUCAAGAGUUCGCCUUAUCCAGACGAGCAAGCUGUGAAAGACUACCUAAAGAAGCUGUCGGAUAAUACGCAGGCUGAAGCAAAGACAGCCGCUGGAGGGCUGCAUGCUCUGCUGCCCUCAGUGGGAGGAAUCGGCUCGUCCACCACAUCCUCCACACUCAACAACCUGGUGGCCUCCUGCGCCUCCGCGGUGGGCGAGCGGGUCGCCUCCACCUACGAAGCCUUGUCCCUAAAAAAGAUGAUGAACUUCUACCUGCCGUCGAGCGCCUCCCGGUCAGAGGGUGUUGCCGGAGUGGGCGAUAACACCGCCGAGCGUGUCCGCGAGGAGGACUCCAUGCAGGGGAAGAAGAGCUGCAGCACGGGGGACAUCCGCGAGGAAGAGGCGGAAGGUUUGCGGCGUCGCCUCUCGCUGCCGGGACUUCUCUCACAGGGUAGAUACGCUGUUCACCUCUUAUCCUCCUCCUAUGCCCUGCUGCUGUCGCCACGGCUGCUGAGGAAAGCCGGCCGCCCCAAGAUGCGUGCCAUCGCCCUCACCCCGAUGGGCCCGGGCGUCCCUGAGGCCCAGGAAGUGCUGCCCACCCUGCAGACAGAGGUGUGGAGCUGGGGACAUGGCGAGCAGGGGCAGCUGGGACAUGGAGAUAACCUGGCCAGGCUUCAGCCGCUCUGCAUCAAGAGCUUGAACAAUAAGGAGGUGGUUCGGGUCGCAGCUGGCGCUCACCAUUCCCUCGCGUUGACGGCUCAGUCUCAGGUGUUCUCAUGGGGCAGUAACAGCUCUGGUCAGCUUGGACACAUGGAGACCCCCAGCACCGUCCCCCGUCUCGCCAAGCUGUCAGACGGGAUUCGGGUGUGGGACGCCAGCGCCGGAGAGAGACACACCCUCCUGCUGGCAGACGGAGACUGCAUCCAGCCCAUCAUCUACUACAGUGGGCAGCAGGUGAAGGAGGGCGAGGAGGAGAGGCUCAGCGAGGAGCCGAGUCAGCAAGAAGGAAGAGAGGAAGAGGAGGAGCGGCCGUUGGGCUACACCCAGCAGCCUGUACUGCUGCCUUUCUGCAUGAACCUGGGUUAUGUGAGCAGUGUGUUUGCGGGAGGUCGGAAAUGCAUGGCGCUCUCUGACAGGAACGUGAUGGGCUUCAUUGCCAGCCUCCAUGAGCUGGCGUCAGCAGAGAGGAAGUUCUACUGCAAGCUGUGCAGUAUAAAGUCACAGAUUAUUCGCCCCCUGCUGGAGCUGGACACUCUGAGCUCAGUGCUCGGGCAGGUGGCUCUCGGGCUUUUGCAGACGCUAACAGGACAGUUUAGCACCCUUUGUCACAUGACCGGGCAGCACGCCACCAGCCUCACCGCCAAUCUACGGCGUGGCCGCGACGUUAAUAGCCUGCUCAUACUCGACCACAGCAAAAUCUUCCUCGACUGUCACAAUGAUUUCUGCAGCACUGUGGGAAACUUUCAAGUGAUGGGAGGCUUCCAGGCUCUGACCAAACCAUCACUAGAUUUCUUUGGGAAAAGUCCUGAGCUGCUCCAGAGGCUGUCAGAGUGCGGCGAGGAGAACCCCACCAUGGCCGACCUCCUGGUGGCGCUCUUCUACCUCCCAACUCGCCACCUUCACGAUUACGGCCGGCUGCUUCUUAAACUGGCCACCUGCUUUGAAGUGUGUUCAAGUGACUAUCAGAAGCUGCAGGACAGCUGCUCCAAGUUUGAAGCGUUGACUCUUCAGCUGAAGAGAAAAAAGAAAGAAGCCGAGUACACCUUUCACUUCUGGAAGAGCUUUCCUGGCAAAAUGACGGACUCGCUCAGAAAGCCUCGUCGCCGGCUGAUCUGCGAGAGCAGCAACAAAGCUCUGACCCUGCAGAACGCCGGCAGGUUCUCCGUCAACUGGUUCAUCCUUUUCAACGACGCUCUGGUGCACGCGCAGGGCGUGGCACCUUGUAAAAACCUUUUCUCCACCCAUCACAUCUUCCCCUUGGCCACGCUGUGGGUGGAGCCCAUCCCAGAGGAGGACGCCGGCCCACAUGGGUUAAAAGUGAUCACACCUGAGGAGACUCUCACCCUGCUGGCCUCCUCUCCUAUGGAGAAGUCCAAGUGGCUUCGUGCCAUCAACCAGGCGGUGGAUCAGGUGCUGACUGGGCCAGGGCAGGAUGUGGCAUCGGGUGGCUCAGCGCAGAAGUCGGAGCCUCCGAUCUCCAGAACGGCCUCCUACACGUUUUAUAAAGACGGUCGGCUGAAGGAGGCGACGUAUGAAGGUCGCUGGCUCGCCGGCAAGCCUCACGGCAGAGGAGUUUUAAAAUGGCCUGAUGGGAGAAUAUACACCGGGACGUUCAAGAACGGACUGGAAGAUGGGUUUGGGGAGUUUGUGGCACCAAAUAAGAUGCUCAACAAGAAUGAUCACUAUCAAGGUCAGUGGAAAGAUGGCAAGAUGCACGGCCUGGGGACGUACAGUUACACCAGCGGCGAGGUUUACGACGGAUUCUUCCAGGAUGGGAUGCGACACGGUCACGGCAUGCUGCGCAGCGGCAAGCUGAACACCUCGUCUCCCAGCGUCUUCAUCGGUCAGUGGCUGCAGGACAAGAAGACGGGCUACGGAGUAUUUGAUGACAUCACAAAAGGAGAAAAGUACAUGGGCAUGUGGCAGGACCACCUGAGGCAGGGCACCGGGGUCGUCGUCACCCAGUUUGGGCUCUACUAUGAAGGCGCGUUCAAAGACAAUAAGAUGAUGGGCACGGGGAUCCUUUUGUCAGAGGACGACACAACCUACGAGGGGGAGUUCUCUGAUGACUGGACCCUCAAUGGGAAGGGCGUGCUGACCAUGGCGAAUGGUGACUACCUGGAGGGCUCCUUUAACGGCGAGUGGGGCUCUGGCCUCAAAGUUACAGGCUCCUACUUCAAACCACAUCUAUUUGACUCGGACAAGGAUAAAACUCGAGUCGUGAAGCUGGGUUGCCUGUGUGUGCGUGCGGAGGACAAAUGGCAUGCAGUGUUUGAGGAGUGUUGGCGUUAUUUGGGCUGCGAAGCACCGGGUCGGGGAGAGAGCCAGAAAGCCUGGGAGAACAUAGCCGUGGCCCUCACUACCAACCGGCAACACAUCCAGGACAGCCCAGAAAUGUUGUCUCGGAGUCACAGCAAAACCCUGGAAAGUCUAGAGGUCAUCCCUCAGCAUGUAGGACCAAUCACCAUGGAGAGAUACCACACCAUCCGCCUCUACCUCAUCAAGGCCUGUGACACCCCCCUCCACCCGUUAGGCCGGCUGGUUGAAACCCUGGUGGCGGUCUACAGGAUGACCUACGUGGGUGUCGGAGCGAAUCGUCGGCUCCUGCAUCAGGCUGUCAACGAGAUCAAGUCUUACCUCAGUCGCAUCUUCCAGAUCGUCAGGUUUCUGUUCCCUGACCUGCCAGAAGAGGGCGGUCUGAUAUCUGAACCGACCACCAACCCCCAGGAUGAGAAGGAGUCCGCCUCCCCUGACGCCCCCCUGGACUCACCCAAACCCAGCCGUGUGGUGAGCAGCUCGGCUCUGCUGCUUCCUGUCCUGCUGCCUCGUCUCUACCCGCCGCUCUUCACCCUCUACGCGCUGGAGAAAGAGAAGGAGGAUGACGUGUACUGGGAGUGUGUUCUUCGCCUCAACAAGCAGCCAGACCUCGCCCUCCUGGCCUUCCUGGGCGUCCAGCAAAAGUUUUGGCCUGUUUCCAUCCCUGCCUCCCUACCUACUCUGGGACAGAAGCAGCAGGUCAUCUCGAGCACUAAAGACAUCUGCUUUGCCUCUGCAGUGGAAACACUGCAGCAGAUCAGCACGACGUUCACCCCGUCAGAUAAGCUGCAGGUGAUCCAGCUCACCUUCGAGGAGAUCACACAGGAGGUGCAGUCGCUGCUGAAGCAGGACUUCCUGUGGUCCAUGGAUGACCUCUUCCCUGUCUUCCUCUAUGUGGUUUUACGAGCUCGAAUCAGGAACCUUGGUUCCGAGGUCAGCCUCAUCGAGGACCUGAUGGAUCCCUGUGUUCAGCAUGGAGAGCAUGGCAUCAUGUUCACCACCCUCAAGGCUUGCUACUACCAGAUCCAGCACGAAAAGAUCACAUAAGACGAAGGUGACGCGCUUCCUCCUCCUCCUCUCUGCAGCGGCCGGUGGCAGGGUCAGGUUUUGAGGAGAUCUGCUGUUGUCACAGAGAUGGAGUGGCCUCCCUCCUCUCUUACUGACCUCUGCAGCCUUUUCACCACUGUCCAUGAAGAUGCACAUUAUCCUGCCAGAGAUGAGCCACCUCUUACCGCCCUGAUGUGGGCUGAGUCGGGGAAAGCAAGACUAUUAAAUCACAGUUAUGUGGCUUGUUUGGGAGCUAACCAGAAGUCUGAGGAGGCCAAAUUUCAUUUUCAGUUAAGAAUUUCUCCUCAGACAAAAUUUUGGAAAUAAUCUAACAGCGUCACAAGCUUUUUGAUCUCCUGACAUGCACGUUUUUUUGUUUGUUUUUUCUUUUUUUAUGAAAUGAGUUGGAAGUAUUUUCACCUGUAUAACACUUGUGGUUUUUGUUCCUUCAUUGUGGCCUGUCAAACUGCAGUGGGCUCAUUACUGCCCCCUGCUGGAAACACUUACAAACUGCAGCUUCAUUGAAGGAACAAAAUCAUUUAAAUCAGACAAAUAACUUGAAAUUAGAUAAAGGUUUUACAAGUGAGAAAUGUUGUUUUGUUAAAUGUUUGUGUGUAAUUAUGUAAGUUUUGAUUACAGCCAUGUUUGACACAUAAGAAAAGUAAUGUACAGCAUGCUUUGGGUAAAUGUAAACAGUCAACUGACUAAAUUGUUCAUUGUGACAAAUUGCUGAUGAAAUUUGAGUAAAUGAAGGAGCUUUGGCUUCAAAUGAAGAUUGAAGUUCUGCAGGAUUCCCACCGUUAGUGGAAGGGAUUUUAUUAGACAAUCUGAAGGUUGCUUUAGUGUGUUGGAGCCCAAUAACUGCAAAUGUUUUGCAUUUGGUUUGUGCUCUUGAUAUAAAAUAUAAAAGUCAAUUCAGUGUUUUCCAUCAUCUCAAGCUUUAGAGACCAGACAUCCAUGAUCUUUUUAAAAGUAUUUCUAGGGCAGUAACCACUAAUUUCUGACUAACUUGAAUCAAAAGUCUUAUUUUUGUGUUUGAUUAAAAGCCAGGUAUUUCCUUCUGCUCCAUCAGAAAGAUGGUCGGCUUACUGCAAACACUGCUGCAGAUGCAGCUCAAAGCUCUGCACCAUCUGUUAAUGGUAACUGUUCUCAUUGUUGCAUUUUACGUCACUCCUGCCAGUUAGUGAAAAGGCUUAAGAAGGGAUUCUCUCUGUAAAUACCACGAACGGCUUUUGUGUCCUGCGGCGGUUUAAUAGGAGAAAAAUCCACCAGAUCAGAAGUGAAGCUGCUGUUUCCCCCCACAGCAAAUCAUACAGUUAGAAAACAGUUAAACAGGAGCUGUUAUGUGUUGUUGUUUGGUAAAUAUUGAUCAGAUUAACGGUUACUAAGAAUUGCUACAUUGAGCAGGAACUGGUCGUUAAGUGCCAUUCUUUAAUCGGCUGCUGCGUUGCUGCAGUAGUUGGACACAACUGACGGUUUCUCUGACUGUUACCAUGAACUGAAGCUCAUGAACUCCUGACACUUGAUCUGUUAACUGACUGUACCUUGUACGUCUGGAUGCGAGUCGCUGACUUGACUCUGUUUGUCCUCCUUGUCCUUUUCAUUGUGUUGAACUUUAAAUGAACAGCAAAGAGCAAUAAAUUUGUGGCUCUGUCAACAGA
Melanotaenia boesemani (Boeseman's rainbowfish) is the source of this 6990-nucleotide messenger RNA. RefSeq names its product alsin Rho guanine nucleotide exchange factor ALS2 b (gene als2b). NCBI's taxonomy places the organism in Eukaryota, Metazoa, Chordata, Actinopteri, Atheriniformes, Melanotaeniidae. Bases 248 to 5329 code for a protein of 1693 amino acids. The transcript is spliced from 35 exons. The record is from RefSeq and is a predicted model, not a curated record.